CUACAGCGCGAACGGAUUAUACCCAAGAAGCAGACGGAGAGGCCAGUCGUUGCUACAGAGUCUAUUACUGGCAGACACAUUCGUGGUACAGUGGAUGGUGCUUUCCGGAAUAUUUAUCAUGAAUUACGUAAUUCUACUUUUGCUGCCUGCACUCUGUGCAAGCCAGUCCCUAAAGAUUCGGCCAGCACAGGAGGUUUAUAAACUGGAUGUGACACAAGAGCAUUCAGCAGUUUCUUUCGAAUGUACAACAGAAAAUGCACUACCUGUUAAAGAUGCACAAUUGGAAUGGUAUGAUAUCAAUGGCCAGCGGAUUCCAAGUAACACUGAAGGGGAUGGAGAAAAGCACAUGUUCACAAGUGUUAAAAGGGGAAACUACCCUGAUCAUGGCAAUCCCAGCCCCGGACAUAAAUAACGAUAAUGGUCGCUACACAUGUAAAGGCGUUCUUCAGGGGAACAAUGUGGAAGCAUCUAUUACUCUGCAAUUGUAUAAGGGGAUUCAGCUGCUCUCUCCCACUACGCAGUACCCACUCCUUGGACACGAUGAAAAAAUCAACUGCACCACAACUGCCAGCCUUAGCACUGAGAUUAGCUGGAUGUUCCACAACUACCAAUCCCAGGAGGAGACUGUCCAAUGGAGAUACAAAAAUUAUCCAAUCAAAGUUAUUGGUUCUAAAGUGCCUGUGAUGACUGGACCUGUGACAUCACUGCCCCCUUCACCCAAAGCAGGUGACACGGUGGAACUCACAUGUAUGGCAACAGGCAGACCAACACCUACAUACAAGUUUUAUAAGGUGGAAGGCAGCAAUGAUAUUCCAAUCACCCCUGAGUCUGUGACCAAUGGGAAGCUAAUUUUGAAGGACAUAACUCAGGAAACAGAAGGGAAGUACAAAUGUGAAGCAUCUAAUAUCAAGGGCUCUACAUCACAGGAAUUCCCCAUUGAUGUGAUGAUCCCUCCAAAGAUCGAUCCAAUUGAGACACUCUCUGGAACAGAGGAAGCUAGGGGUCAGUUGAGUUGCUCUGCAGUUGGUGACCCUCAGCCUUCUGUAACUUGGAAAAGAGAGGAUCAGAAUUAUUACUAUGUUGAGCAGCCUUCAGGAGAUGACAGGAUUUAUGUGGCGAUAGAAAGAACCCAGGAAGGAGAAAAGAAUGAGAGAAAGAGAACCACUGCCACGCUAGUUUUCAAAACUCUUCAGCCAGAUGACAUGCACAACUACAUUUGUGAAGCCUCAAAUACUGUUGGUACAGAUCAAGCCACUACAUAUGUGGAAGUCAAAUACAAGCCCAACUUCAGCAGCCAACAGCAGUCAGUCUUUUAUGGAUGGGUUGGAAGCAACACCAAUCUCACCUGCAAAGCCAAUGGUAAUCCUGAGCCAAUUAUUAGGUGGUCAUUUGGAAAUUCACCAAUAGACGAAACAGGAAACUACAUUGUUCGGCAAGGAACAAGCCCUUUAACCACACAGGCUAUCAGCUAUUUGAUUCCCACCGUGCGACUUGAGAAUGUAGACAGCAUCUUUGGGGCGUAUGUUUGCACAGCAGAAAAUAGACAUGGACAGUCAGAGCAAGAACUACAGUUUGUAAAAGCAGUUCUUCCUGGAAAACCACAGCUGACCGUCGUGGACCGCAAGUCUACAUUGCUGGAAAUAGCAAUAACACCACCUGGAAACGAUGGUGGUCAGCCAGUGAAAGAAUACAUUGUGAAGUAUGGGCCGCCCACUGCCAGUGAUCCUGAUUUGAAGACAAUGAGAGUUGAUAUCAAUCCUGCAGAUCGAACCAAUACAAAAGUGCAGCUGAGAAAUCUGGAAGCCAAAACAGAAUACAGGAUCAAAGUUGCUGCCCAUACCAAUGUGGGGAUAGGUUUGGAUGCAGACAUUGUAGACUCCACCCUAGAAGUCAGUGUGCCUGGACGUGUUGACAUCACAUCUGACAAAAAUGGGUUAGAUGGAAGUCGGUAUACUUUAACCUGGGUUACAACUCUAACUGGUGGAGCAGAUAUUACAGACUAUGAAAUCAAAUAUGCCAAGGUUGAAGUCACGACUGAUAGUAACACAGGUACAUGGUCUGUUGUACGUACACCAAAUGAUUACAAAGUUGUGAGUGUUCCUGGUACCAGCACCUCCCAUGUCCUUGAGAACUUGGACAAGAACAGUUACUACCAUGUCGGCAUUGUUGCAGUCAACCGCAUUGGAAAGUCUGAAGAAUCCGUCUUUAUCUUCAAAACCAGCCUGGGAGGUGAAAGCAGUGCACAAGAGGUAGAAGUGGAGGAGGAUUAUGAGGAGGAAUCACCUGAAUCAGAUGAAUCAGAGGGACCAGUAAUCACAGGCCCCGAGUCAGACAUCGAGGAUGUUCAUGAGGCUAAGGGGGAAGGCAAAAUGCCAUUCAGAGGUGACACAGGUGGACCUGCCAUUGGCACUGGCGGUAUUGUUGGCAUCAUAGUGGUGCUGCUCCUAGUACUGGUGGUGAUUGUUGACGUGGCCUUCUGUGUCACCAAGCAAUGUGGUCUCUUCUGGACCAUCCGUCAAGCUGUGGGCAGCAAGGAGCCAGGUCCUGGCACCAGUAGUAAAUCCCCAGAGGAGGGAGAUGAAGCUGCUGCCAAACUGCUUGGGAAAGAGAAAGAAGACAGCCUGCGCAAUGAGAAUGAAGUAGCCAAGGAGGCAGAGCCUGCUGAAGAGGCUGGCCACGAUGCUGAAGAGAAGAAAGAACUAGAACCAGAGGACAAGGAGGAGAAACCAAUAGAACUGCCUGCUGAGAAUGCAGUGCCUAAGAAGGAGAAAACUCCAGUUGAGCCAGAGGCUCCCAAGCUGGAGCAAACUGGGGAGGCCCCUCCAGCUGUAGAGACAAAGCCUGAAUCCGGUGACAAAGGAGAAGCCACUGCUAAUGCUUAAAUCAAGUCUUUGACCAAGAGAGUUACAUGUCUUCUCUACUGAAAAUAAUGGAGGUGUUACUGCAACAUUUUGAUUGUUGCUUGCUGAAUCAUUGUAACGUGAAGAGGGAGCAGAGAAUUCUCAGUGCUGGCAGGGAAAUUGCUUUUUAUUUUCUUUUAAAUAUUGAAGUUGCAAGAUCAAUGGCAAUCAACACUUAUAUAUGGUCAUUACACUUCAUAUAUCACCUACUGUAGUCAUUAACAGUCACAAUAAUGCAUUGUUGGCAAAUUUGCUCUUUUGGGAAGUUUAUUUAUUUUAUUUAUUUAUUUUGUUUGUCUGUUAGAAUUCUGUAAAACCAAAUCUUUUUGUUCAUCACCAGUCAGACCUCUUUAGGGUCAGAGAACUGCAUAGAAGAAGAAGAAAGAAAUCCACAUUUCUUUCUGGUUUUGUGAUUAGUCUUUAAAUGUUGUAUUUACAAUCUUGAGAAUACUACAGCUAAAGGGUAAAUGUUAAUAGCCAAGAAGAAUAUUUAUCAUUUUGCACAUGAUCAGCCUGCAGCUUUUCACUCUAUGUCUAGUUUACAUGGAAAACAUUAUAAGGAUGCAUGUCUGGAGCUUUCUGUGCAGCGCUAGCAUUUGUGGGUGCACUGUAUCUGCCAUUCCAUUGGCACAUUUUACACUUGCCUUUAUUAGUCAUCCUUGCAGACCACAGCUGACCUGUGUCCCACUCAGUCUUCAGUUUUGAACAUUUGUAUCUUGCAUUUUAGCAUGUUGUUGCAUGCCUGGGUUUGGAGAUGCCUUUAGACUGUGAGUUCAUGUUUAUAGCUAGUGAAAAUAGCUUGUUCUGUAAAUAUUGCUUGGAGGCUUUGAGAAACGCAUCUGAGAGCAGCGUACAUCAUACACAUGAAGAAGGAUUGAAAGAAGAGCACUGGAGUGGCUUUAUCUUGUUUCUUGAUUUUGAUGUUUUUAAUCAAUGAAAUGCAAAUUACUAGAGGUUAUCAAAAAAAUUUUCAUUCAAGUAAAUCCAGUGAAUGUUAUGUUUUCAGUCAUAAUGUUCUCUUUACCUAAUGUAUGAGAUAUGGGUCCAAAGUAGGGACAAGUUUUAUUUUGAUGAAAGUUUUUAACAGUCACUAAUUAUAGAUAAUUGCCAGAUAACAAACAAGUAAUUAGUUCUCUCAAGGUUUGUGAAAAGAAGGGAAAACUUUUUUUAUGAACACAAUUUUAUCUUUUGUUUUAAAACAGUAUUAAGAAUAUUUGAUUUACUGCAGUAUUUGUGGACUGGAAAUGCUCAAAGACUGCAAUAAGGCAUACAUGACUUUAUCAUGUUACUGUCUUCGUGUUCUUUAGUUUUUUGUUUUUUUUGGUUUUUUUUUGUGCAGUCAACCUGAAGAUAUUAAAUGAAUUUUUUAACUUAAAUUUCGUAUGCACCAUUAGAACAGUACUUUCAUUAAUUACAUUAUUAUAUUUAUUCUUGCAUUGUUACAUUGUUUUGGAUGUUUUCAGAACAUACUCUUCUGGUACUUUUAGAUUUUUCCUCCAUCAAGGUGAUAUUAACAUGGAAAGCUUAGGAGACAAAUAUAGUGGCACUACACUGCAACAGAUUGCAAGUACUGUGAUGAAAAUUUACAUUCAGCAUCUGUCUACAGAAUUACAGUUUUUCUUUGUUGAUAGUUCAGUUAUGGAUAUGUUACAUAUGAUGACAGCUCAUCCAUAAACUGAUAGACUGGGUAAACAUUGUGUCAGCUACACGAUCUCUCCAACUGCUGUAGCAGUCAGGCUGUUGGGCUCUGUUAAUUAUUCAUCUUUUACCUUUUACUUGUAUUUAAUUCUUAAAUGAGUAAGAUGAUUCUUAUCUUGUCGGUGACAGUAGGUUGUGUAUGAAUGCAUCAACAGAUGAUAAUUCAUCAUAGGCAAGUAUUUUUAAGAGCAGAAAUUACAAUUGCAUUUUUCAAAAACUUAUUUUCUUCUUUUUCCAUUACAUGCUUACAGUCAUACAAGUACAUGGCAGAAUAGAGCAGAGCUUUAACUGGCAAGCAUAAUGCUGCCACAGUGACCAUUUUUAGUAGAAACAAAUCCAAAGGUGAUGAAGGCAUUGAUGGUGCUCUGGUUUCUAUUUUUAGCUUCUGUGUCUCUUGUGGUUGCCUGACUACUUAAAGCUGUUUUGCUUCAAACUUAUCAGUCACAAGAUGGUGGUUGGGAAAUGUGGUUGCUGGUGCAGAAUGACUUAAAGAUGCCUUAUUGUGUGCUGUUCAUGUCUUUUUAUGAGCUGUUUGGGCAAAUCACAACAGUAGAAAAUAUAUUUUAAGGCUUUUUACAGCCUAUGCUUUGUGUAUAUUUUGGCAUUUCCUGAAAUGUUAUAGAUCAGAAUGUCCAAACCAUUACUUCAUUUGUCAGAAAUUUUGCUGUUUUUAAUUUUUCAAGGGGAUUUAAAAAAUUUUGUGUAAUUUUAAAAAAUAUACAAUUUGUUCAUGUUUGAUAAGAUGAGGAGCUAGUAAAGAAAAGAUGAAUGAUAUUUAAUGUUACGUUUGCUGUAGAAAGAGCUCAAUGUUUAAGGGCAUUUUAGCUAUACAGUCAUGCUCCAAUAUGUAUACAUUAAUACACAGCCUAACAUCAGCACUGAUUGCUUGUGAAUAGCACUUUCUUAUUGACCCUCUUGCUUGCUUAGCCAGGAGUUAUAGUAUGCUAGGCAUCUCACAUGGUCUGGGAAGGGAGUUAGUUUACAUUUUGUGUCUGAGGAAGGGGGAUUUGCUUAUUUGACACAAUUAGCAAAUUAGUGUUUUCUUAUAUUGGUCUACUUAUUAUUACAAUUUUUUCAGUCCUCAACUCUUGCCAAUUUUGUGCAGCAGUUAGGUUUUUUGGGUGAUAUUUUUAUUGAAGUCAAGCUUUUAUGGCUUGCUUCUUACUUUCAAGGCAGAUUGUUAACUGCCUAUAUAUUGCAUUAUUCUAAAUCUUGUUGGUCAGAUGGUCACCAACACUUCUUUUUACAAUACACACUUUAAUUUUGUUUCUUAUUAUUAUAAAUAAUAUUGGAAAUCAGAAAAGGUUAUAUGUUGAUCCCUCCCUCUCAAUGUUUAUAUCAUGUAUGUUAAUGCAUAUAUGUGUCUAAAUAGUGUCUGGUGGUAAUUUGACGCUGUCAUGUUUAGCCUGUCUUUGGGUGCUUUGUUUUUCAUGGUGCACUGAUACUUUAUUGCUGAACAAAUUUAUCCACAGAAAGAUAUUCAGAGAAAUAUGUUUUUCCUUGGAAGCUUCCAAAACAUGCUUCCAAAAUCAUCUCACUUGUAUCAUGUCAGCAAGUUUAGUCUGUUGGAAUGUUCUUUUUUUUUUUUUUGUAAAGGAACAGUUAUGAUCAGUCACAUGUAACCAUCAGAUGGAGUCUAAAGCUUAGCUGAUUUUUUUAGGGUGGCUCCUAAAAACUUCACGAAUUAAUUCAUAGAUCUGGAUGUAAGAUCAUUUGUGCCUUGCUCCUUUAGAUGAUGGCGUAGAACACUGGUCUUCUCACCCUGUAGCUGAUAACUUAGGUGACAAAGAGUAGCUAGCAUCGUAUACCAUAAAAUUUAAAAGGAAAAAAAAUACACCCAAGGGUAAAGACAUUUUUAAGGUCUAACCUGAGAACUUAUUAGACAUUAGAGUAUUUAAGGGGUGAGAACAACUUAGGCAAAGUGUUAUUGAGCUGUUAUUUAUCAGUUUAACAGGGCAAACCCUGAGAGGUGUUGCUGUUUGUUUGAAGAGAUGCCUUUUCCACCAGCCUGUACGUUGUGUGCUCUUUUUGACACACAUAUUUUGUGUGUACUUUUUAUUGCUUGCUUGCUGUCUCACUUCUCAAGCUUCUUGUCAUUGUAUUGUAAAUAAGUGCUGUUUUAUUCUUGUCUAUAUCGGAAUUAUUUUAAGAUAACCUUGUUCUGAAUACACCAUAUUUCUUUCUGAAAUCAUAGAAUGUGUUCAGGGAGAAUAAAGCUGGUGUUAAACUCUCCAAGUAUAGAUAAAAAUCUGCGACUAGAAAGAAAUUGCAGUUUGAUCUCUUUUCCCACACCCUCCCACCCUGUUUCUAAUGGACUGCUGUCUAGUCAAAAUUACAAAUCAAAUUUCGAUCAUCAUAUGACCUAUUGCUUCUAAUACUCUCCUUUUGUGUGCCUGCCUUCCUUUUCAUCCCAUUUAAAAAAAAUAUGUUAUCUCUAUUUUCAGCUCCAUCAUAAUUCUCCUUAAUGAUAAAUGAGUAGAGAACACAUCUUUUACUAGUUCUUCAGAAAAGCAGAGCAUUCUGGAUUAAUCCUGCCUUUGUUGAGAAUGUUUUAGUGAUGAGAGUUUUGCAGCUAAUUUAUGAUUUGAUGUACAUAAUUACAGCAGAUGAGCAGCCAGAGAAGGAAAAGAAAAAAUAAUAACUUUUUUCUAGUUAUUGUCUCUUUUAAGCACCCCAGACCUAUAACUCUGUUGGCACAUAGAUGCAUGUCAUAUAUAUACACAUAGCUAUAUAUGUGUAAUAUAUACAAAUAGCUGCAUACGUCGAAGAUAGUUAAAUAGCUGAUCAACCGUCCAUCGUCAUUUUUUUCUGGCUUCUGGGUGAAAAUCCACACUCAGUACCCACAGUUCCAAACUGGUGAUUGGGAUGUUAUAACACUUAAAGCUAUUUUAAAUUGCUCUGAACUCUCUGAAAAUUGCUGCAAUAUCUUUUACACUUUGAAAAUUCCUUAUUAUUUACCUUUUGCUAUGUAGUAACACUUUUGUUUUGGUUGAGCAAGAAAUCCUGAAGGUAAAUGUUCAAACUGGCAUGGCUAAUAUGGAGGCCCCAGCUUGACAUAUGAUUCUGUUAAGACAAGCUGCACAGGUUUAAUGAUGCUUAGACAAGAAAAAAAUGCAUUAAAUAGGGCUGGAGAGAGAAUUGACCUAAAAAUGUUGAGUAAUUCUGUUUACGGACUUCAGGGUAAUGACAGGCCCAUGCCAUGCAAUAUUACACAUCAUACCUUUCAGCCAUGAAGGGCCUACAGCUGACUCAUAAUAAACCAUUUUUAAUAAACACCAGUUUUAAAGUAGUCCCAGAUUGUUUUUUAUUUUCUUGUGCAAGUUUUAAAUCCAAAUCAAUUCUUUUGGAGAGCUAUAAAAAUAAGCCUGUCCACAUUUUUGGAACUAUGGGAAAAUAUUACCAAUGUGCUGAAAACCCUUGACAUUUAAAACAGUUCCAAGGAUAUGAGUGUGAAUCAGAUUUAUGGAUGAAUAUCUUUUCAGUCUUACCUAAUGACAGGUGUAAACACUUCUUUGUAAACGGUAUUGAGGAGAGUUCGAGAUUAUAGAAUACUUUUAUUUUGAACUGCUUACAGCAUGUGUAGAUACCUGGAUGUGCUUGCACUGUAUAGGUAUGUACAGGUGAAUAGAAGUUUACAAAGUAUGUGUGACACAUGUUCACCAUAUUCUGACAAUAUGUAUAGUUUCUCAUGUUCCUUUAGCACAACUGUUUGUGUGUAUUCAUGUGAGUGAGAGAGAGAAAUGAGAGCAUAUGUAUUAAUUGUUAAAUUUUGUUUAACACAUGCUAUUUUGCAAGUCAUUCUAUUUACUGUCUUGCUAUUUGAAUUUUACAAUGUGUUUAUAAAUAAUUCUAAAUCAGGUUUUUUACAUUUUUGUAUAAUUUUAAAUUUACAGGAAAUGAAAGAAAAGGUAAUCAUAAAAAAUGAGGUAAAAGGAGUUUUAGUAUACUACACAAAAUUUUUUAUGACAUUUUUUAAAAUAAAACCUUGGACAUUAAUUUAGUUCAUAAUUAAUGUAUAGCGCAAAGUCUUAGUGUUAGAAGUGACAAAAAAGAAGUCUUAUUGUAUUGGAGGUAGCAGUCAAAACCAAAUCUACAUUGUGAGCAGUAAUUGGCCAUAGAAAGAGGACAGCAAUUUAUAACUUCUAGUCAUUGAAUUUGGAAGGCUUAUGAUUGUCUCCAAAACUAAAAAAAAAAGCUUACCUCCUGGCUCCAUUAUUUGGUGCUUCCCAACUUGUCGCACUGCAUCACUGCUCAUGAUUAGUAUUGUGUUGAACUUAUUUAUAUUGUGAAAACAAGGGGGAGAGUGCAUUAACUUUAUUUUGCUCUCAUUCCAAAAUAUGUAGCUUUGGAAGCCAUUCCAUAUUUUGAAAGUACAACUUUUUUGCUACUUUAUACGGGCAUUUUAAGCAUAUAUAUAUAUAUCAUAUGCUAGUCACAAUUUUUUAGUAUAGCUGAUAGAAAGUAUUCUGUGGUUUACCUUUUUUUUUUUUUAAUAUUUAUCAAAAGUACAGAUUAACAGUACAGUUGAUCAAAUUGAGUUUGAGCUUUUGCCUAUAGAACAAAGAUGUAAUGGACUCAUAAUUUUUAUUCAAACAGUUAUUUGCACUGUAAGACUUUACAUCAUGCAACAAAACUAAUAAAAUAUUUUUAAAAAUUCCAUCCCACCAUUCAAUGAUAGUUACAUCUGAAGCAUUGGAUAAAAUUUUGUAGCACAUUCCAUGUUGACUAUUCAGCAAUGCAUUAUCAAAGAGACUUCAACUAUAAAUUGUUGUCAUUUGUCAUUUUAGCUCAUUGCCAGUGGCAACAGCUCAGAUUAAAGGAACAUGGAAUAAGAGUAAAAGUAGGGCAUAUAUUUUUUCAUACCAUUACAUUCGUCCAUAAACCAAAGUAAAAGUAACAAUCUGCAGUUUAUUGGCUCAAAAGUUUGACAUUGCCAGCUUCAAAGGGGCGCCUCCAAAUGGGCAGACUAUUUUGUUGAGAAUGCGUUUACACAAGUAAUGAAAUUGGAGCAUGGCAUUUGUAUCAUUUUGUGUGACACUUUCUUUGCUGUAAAUACAUUGUCUUGGCCAGCUCAUUUAUAUAUUUUCCCUUUUUAUGUCUGCUGUCAAAGGCUGUAAGUUACAAACAGUCUUCUAAAGAUAUGAAACGUUUUCAUUAAAAUCCACACUUGCAUCAGCACUAAAGAAGUGUUUACCAACAAACUUUUUCUAUAGCACAGGAUUAAUUAACCUUCUUAAGCAUAUCCUUACUAAGAAUCUUAGUAUCUUUAUGUAAUUAAGAAAUGAGUAGUAAUCAUUUUCAUUUAACCAUUCAGUUUAAAGAGUAAGCUUAAAAUAUAUUGAGAAUAUGUAAAGUCAAAGUAAUGAUGCCGCUAUUGAGCACAAAAUUAACUUAACAUUUCAGCAUAUGCAAAAAAAAAAAAAAAAUCAUUCAAAUUGUUGAGCAAUACUGAUGACAUUUAGAGAGAAAGUUGCCUGCUAUAACCAGGCUUUGUUUGAGUUGAUAUGUGUGGUUGGUUGACAGCCUUGACAGCAGGUGACAAUUUUUUUAACUCUUAUUUUUGUUGUCCUAGAAAUUUAACUGUGAAAUAUAACCAUCUUUGUGUAGGCAUAGCCAUGUAGUGUGUAUUUUUCCUCAUGUUUUUAUGUACACAUCUGUGUUCACAGUCCUCAGACCAUUUGUAGAGAAGGAGCAGUGUUGCUGCAGCUUAUAUUUGCAAGUCAAUUUGUUUUAUUUUUCAAUUUUACCACACUUUUUGGUGUACAUGUUUGUGUGAAUAAAGGUGGAAACCUAA
Messenger RNA from Pomacea canaliculata, 10392 nucleotides. Its product is annotated as neural cell adhesion molecule 1-like. The transcript has 21 exons. The record is from RefSeq and is a predicted model, not a curated record. NCBI's taxonomy places the organism in Eukaryota, Metazoa, Mollusca, Gastropoda, Architaenioglossa, Ampullariidae. The coding region runs from base 255 to 2882 and encodes 875 amino acids. Gene Ontology annotation, molecular function: protein binding.